Molecule: messenger RNA, 549 nt
Organism: Oppiella nova
Lineage: Eukaryota; Metazoa; Arthropoda; Arachnida; Sarcoptiformes; Oppiidae
Source: the annotation of a GenBank genome assembly
UCAGACGUGGAUGAGUUCAUGGGUCGCACGGGAAACGAUGACACCUCACAGGUGUUGAAACAGUUGGACGAAUCGCACACUAAAUACCGGUUUAUGGAGCAGAACCUCAUGCAGAAGAAGCGCAGACUCAAGAAACAGAUCCCAGACAUCGAGACGUCCAUCGAUGUCCUCAAACUCGUCAAACAUAAACGGGUGAACCAUUUGAUCUCAUUUUUGGAUAAUAAGGAGGAAACGGAGACACAGUUUAUGCUCUCAGAUCAGGUGUACAUGAAGUCCACGAUACCGGCCACUGAUAAGGUGUGCCUUUGGUUAGGGGCAAACGUGAUGCUCGAGUACACCAUCCAAGAGGCGGAACAGCUGCUGAAAAAGAACUUCGAGACCGCCAACAAGAAUCUGCAGCAAAUCGACACCGACUUAGACUUCUUGAGAGAUCAGAUCACGACCACUGAAGUAAAUAUGGCUAGAGUUUACAAUUGGGACGUGAAAAAGCGACAGUCCCUCAAGAGUAGUACCGGUGCCGUAGCCACUACGGCUGCUACCAGUGCCUGA